This is a messenger RNA of Helicoverpa armigera (cotton bollworm), 1329 nucleotides long. RefSeq lists its product as uncharacterized. NCBI's taxonomy places the organism in Eukaryota, Metazoa, Arthropoda, Insecta, Lepidoptera, Noctuidae. The coding region runs from base 107 to 1069 and encodes 320 amino acids. Gene Ontology annotation, molecular function: nucleic acid binding; zinc ion binding. The record is from RefSeq and is a predicted model, not a curated record. The transcript has 2 exons.
AUCUCCAUCUUGGUGUUUUAUUGUGCAAGACUUACGAGUGCAUCAGUUGUGUUUACUUGUCCAAGACCCACGAACAUAACAGUUUCAGAAGUGGGAUCUGCUCACAAUGUCUGGACCAUAUAUUGAUGGUUUAGGGCAACGUAAACGAAAGCGCAGCAAGUCAAGCAGCUCGGAAGACGAAAAUACCGACAAUUUUUUCUUAGAAGACCGUCGCCCGAGCAAAUCUUGCAACAAAAAAAGACACGUGGCCCCCAGCGAUGCCGAAGUCAUUCCCAAAUUUCGUCCGGAAGACAGCAACAGCAACGUGAUUGCGUGGCUUCACAAAAUAGACCAGCUUGGUGACGUGUACGGGUGGGACCACACUGAUCGCACAUUCAUAAUGCAACUUCGGCUACGUGGCUCCGCUCGAGAAUGGUAUGACGAUCUCGAAGACUAUGACCUGACAUGGGACGAGUGGAAGGAGAUGUUACGGACCGCUUUCCCACGAUCUACUGACUACGUGGACAAAUUGGAACGCAUGCUGGGAAGGACUAAAGACGAUAAAGAGACUAUGACGAAAUACUAUCACGAAAAAUUAUCAUUACUAAAGAAAUGCAACAUUACCGGUGAGGAUGCUAUUUCGUGUAUAAUUCGGGGACUGCCCCCUGAAUUGAUAGCCAACGCUAAAGCUUAUAGUUGCGACACUCCCGAACAACUAUAUUAUGGCUACCUUUCAUCCCUGGAAAAUUUCAAAAGAGUGGAAACCUAUACAACUCGGAAGUCUGUGUGGAAAAGAGGAACCAGCAAUAGUACACCAGGUUCAACGACAACGCGCCAGCUGCAGCCAAAGAUAUGUUAUACGUGCCGACGGCCGGGCCAUGAGGCACGGGACUGCAGGCAACAGCAACACUGUGACAACUGUCGACGCAGCGGCCACACUACGGCGGCUUGCUGGUUUGGCGCCGGGAGUGCCGGGACAUCACGACUCCAACAACAUAAGGACUCCGGGUUCAGCACUGAAGCGCAGCAGAAUGUGAGCCGUGGGACACGACCUACACAGGAUGGCCGAAUGUUACCAACCUCUCAAUAGCCUCGCAAGGGAUGUGACGUAUUAUUAUGGAUACUUACCUUAUAAAUACAUAAUUACAUUCUGAUUAUUCCUACAUCCAAUAAUUAGCACUGUUAUUAGUAAACUGUAAUUAUUUUGAAUCCUAAAAUGUAAUUAAUCGAUAAUUGACUCUCAAUGGUGAAAUGUAUAAAUAGGGUAGAAUAUUAUAAAAUUAAUCAUACUUUAUUCAACUGUUGAUUAGGGCGUUACUCUGCGCAUUAAAUACUGUGUGUUGAUCUCCA